Messenger RNA from Cryphonectria parasitica EP155, 672 nucleotides. RefSeq lists its product as uncharacterized. The transcript has 2 exons. The record is from RefSeq and is a predicted model, not a curated record. Lineage: Eukaryota; Fungi; Ascomycota; Sordariomycetes; Diaporthales; Cryphonectriaceae. Bases 1 to 672 code for a protein of 223 amino acids.
AUGUCCGAAAAGCAAGAAGCACAAACAAAAGAAGCCGCUUCGGCGGCCGAGGCAUCAGGUCAAGCUCCACCGCCACAGGAAGUCGCCCAGGCAGUUGAGGCCGCCCAGGCAGCAAGGCGUUUUCAGGAUGCCGCCGACGCACUCAAGAAGCAGGCCCAGCUCGCACGAGACCCAGCGGAGCGAGAGAGACUAUGGACCGCGGCAUAUAUGAAGGAGAAGGAGGCACAUGGGGAGAGCAAGAAAGCUAGAAUGAUGGCAAGUGGAUGGGGUCAGGGUGCCGGCAUAGGAAUUGGAAUUUCUAGCGCUGUCGGCAUGGGCUUGGGAAACCUCCUCGGCGCGAUAGUGACUGGUGUCGUUGCCAUCCCUGGCGGCCUGAUCGGCUCAGGAGUUGGCGCAAUACAUGGCCCGUGGUACAAGUUGAAGGAUGUGGUAGGCGCCGGCGGCGACGGGAAGACGGCGUCUGACAAUAGCAACCCUGACGGCAAGGGCGAAGCCUCCGAGACGGAAUCAGAAGACGAGGCACAUAUGGCUAUUGUUACGGCUGCGAGGCAGAUGGAUGACCAGACUGCCGACAAAACGAAUGGUGGAGGGGAGAGCAAUGCGCACCCUGCUAGCGAAGCAAAGAGGGAGGGCACGGAGAGCCAAGGCCCGCCCAAAGAUCAAAAGGCAUAG